Xyrauchen texanus (razorback sucker) is the source of this 8599-nucleotide messenger RNA. Its product is annotated as G-protein coupled receptor family C group 5 member B-like. The coding region runs from base 866 to 2056 and encodes 396 amino acids. Gene Ontology annotation, cellular component: extracellular exosome; plasma membrane; intracellular membrane-bounded organelle. Gene Ontology annotation, molecular function: protein kinase binding; G protein-coupled receptor activity; protein kinase activator activity. NCBI's taxonomy places the organism in Eukaryota, Metazoa, Chordata, Actinopteri, Cypriniformes, Catostomidae. The transcript is spliced from 6 exons. Gene Ontology annotation, biological process: G protein-coupled receptor signaling pathway. The record is from RefSeq and is a predicted model, not a curated record.
AGAAGGCACGUUAAUAGCCAAAGGGAAUGUUGUGCUGCGGAUAUUUGAAAGAAGAAACGUAGAGAACACCGCAAAACACAUUAAAACAUUCACCGAAGACGAACCUUCUGCGGCGAACGAACAUCAAAGAAGAAAGUAGACAAUAGCCAAAUGUGUGUGUGUUUUAGAGGCGAUGAAGAAUGAGGACGCCUGUCAAAUGUCAUAUCGCGGUGGAGACUGAAGAACAGCGCACGCAGCACUAAAGCAGAAGCGCGAGAGGGAAUCCGGUUUUUAUAACGUUUAUUAUUAUAAAUAAUAAUAUUCUCAACACGUUUUGUUUGUGUAUACGUGACAUCGUUUAUUAAUCAGAUGAAGGGACGAUUCAGCAAACGCUCUAUUGAGCUGAAUAUUUUGUGAAAAAUCAAGUAACCAUCUUAAAGAAGGAUUGUGGGAUUGUUCUCGUGUAAACCCAGCAGAAUCAUCCACUGCACGAGCCGAAAUGUGACAUUUUCCACAACCGCUACAGCGCAUUCAUUGAUCAUUGGAUUCUUUAAUCGUUCAAGGGGUCCAUCUUUUAGACCACAAAUUUCAAGAAAACUGAUCUGCCACUGAAAAAACAAUAUCUCAUUCUAAGUAAACAGCCUCCGGAGGCAGCAUGUUCCUGGUUUCGGAUGCAGCCUUGAAGUUGCACUCACAUGCUCGUGCAGAUCCAGCACGACCAGCAAUCUACUAACAGUUUAAACAGCCUGGAUAGCCUGCUUGGAUUGACACCGAGUGACUCAUGAUUUGUGUAUCAGAGGAACUUUUGAUCCUGAAGUUUUUGAUUCUGGCUGAUGGAAUACGCGCUUCAGAGGAAGAAAUUAGAUGAUCGCUCGACAGGAAGAAAAUGGUGGAUUUUCGUGAGAUGUCGCUUGUCCAUGUGUUUGUGCUCGUCGUGGGUUUGCAAGGGAGUUUGUCUCAAGAUGAGAAGCCGACGGUCCCGUGGGGCUGCGGAUUUGGUUUUUCACCACCUUACACUCUCUUAUGUGACCUGGAUGCCUUGUGGGGUGUAGUGGUGGAGGCUGUAGCUGUGGCUGGCGUGUUAGCUGCCAUCUUACUGUCUGUGGUGUUACUAUGUCGCCUGCACUCAGUGACUGACACGGCGAAGCGAAGCGGCAUCGCCCCGAUUCUCUUGCUGUUGAUGGGCAUUAUCGGGCUGUUUGGGCUGAGCUUUGUUUACCUUAUCGAGCAAAACGAAAUCCUUUGCGUGGUGCGACGUGCCCUGUGGGGGGUGUUCUUUUCCCUCUGUUUUUCCUGCAUGUUGGCCCAGGGUGUGAGGCUACGCAGGCUCGCGCAGGAGUCUCGCAGCCCCAGCGGGUGUGCUCUGGCCGGGCUAGCACUUGGGCUGAUGGCAGUGCAAGGCAUCAUCGCCACUGAGUGGCUUCUUCUAACAGUGCUGCGUGAGGGUCACCCUGCUUGCCAGUACCAGCCACUGGACUUUGCACUUGCUUGUUCCUACGUGCUAGCGCUCCUGUUGGCCGCUCUCAUAACUGCAUCUUUAGCAUUGUGUGGGGAGAUGCGACAGUGGCGCUGUAAUGCUGUGUGGCUGCUGGUCUCCUGCUUGCUGUCCGGUCUUCUGUGGGUGGCUUGGGUUGGCUUCUAUAUCUACGGAAACCAAGUGCUCAUGAAGUCUCCAGAAUGGGAUGACCCAGUGCUGGCUGUGGCGCUAGUGGCACAGGGUUGGUUGUUGUUGCUGUUCCAUGCGGUUCCUGAAGCUCAUACCUGCAUGCAAUCUCCACCUCAGCCUUCAGCUCCAGACUACUUUGACACAUCCCAGAACUCCACAUGCAUGCGGGAGGCCAGCCUUGAUGGAGACAUCCCACUUUCACACAGGCAGUUUGUGGAGAACCAGGGAUAUGCUUUCGAUGAAAACACUGCAGGGUUGAGGAGUGGCAGCCAUCAUAAUGGCAACACAGGGGCAAGACCAAGUGCACCCUUCCGAAGUAAUGUCUACCAACCAACUGAGAUGACCAUGAUACUAAAUGGUGGAGCAGUUCCAUCUGCCCCCCCCACAUACACAGGAAGACAGCUGUGGUAAAGGAGGAAGAGUGAGGACCAUGUCAACACCAUCAGCGGUGCAGUGUCACUGAAACAAGACCCGGAUGCUGUGUGUGUGUGUGUGUGUGUGUGUGUGUGUGUGUGUGUGUGUGUGUGUGCCCAGAGCAAUUUGACAUGCAUGACAGGAGGACUGCUAACAACUUAAAACACGAUCGAUAGCUGUAGUGAUUUUUAGUUAGUGAACUGGUGAAAAUAUUGUCCCAUUUUCAAGCAAUUAUACAAUAAAUGCUUUAAAACAGCAUUCGAACACUAAUUUAUUCCAUUACUAUUGAUUGCACCAAAAUAUAUCUGUGAUUAUUAUGGAAAAGUUUACUUGGGUAUUUAAAAAAAAAAAAAUUAUUUUAAACAAAAGUAGAGCUUGGAUGUGUGAGUAUCCUGUUAGGACAGGAUGCUUUGGUCUCUCUGGUGAAAGCUGUUUUCUUUGUGUGGUUAUCUGUGUGUGAAUGGUGUGACUGCAGUGCCGUGACUCCAUGCGGCAAAUCUAAAAUCAGGAGUCCAAAUUUCACUCAAUUCUCAAUGACUUUCCAGUCUUGUCAUCUGAUACAUCAGGGGUCUUGCAUGCAUGACUGGAGUGCUGAAAUAUCCCCUUAGUUUUGUUUGAGCUGUUUGAUUUAACACAGUAACAUAGUUAGCUACCUGCUAUUGCUGUAUAGAUGAGAUGGUGUGAACCGUUGAUGUGAGAACUGAAUGGGACUAAAUGAGGUGAUGUUCGAUAUUGAUGAUAUGGAGAGGGUUGUUCAUAUAGAUCAGACGUCUGCUUGUAGACUCAGUAUGCAGCUUGUGUCUAAAACUUAUUUUAGAAAUAGCCAAAAGGAAAAUUCUGUCAAACAAAAGAUGAUGUCAAGUAUAGCCUCCGUCACCAUUUACCUUUAGUUUUACAUUUGGAAUGACAUGAGUCAUUCUGAUGACAGAAUUAUGAUUUUUGGGUGAACUAUCCAUUUAAGAACAGCAACCCUCACUGACUGUACACAUUUUUGGAGUGAAAGCUGCAUUUAAAUAUAGAAAUAAUCCUCUAAACUGUUGUUUUGUGUGUGUACAGAAUAUAGGAGUCUUCAAAGGAUGACAUGGUGACAUCUAUAGAAACAAUAACAAGAAACAUGGAUGCCAACAGUUUGUUUAGUUUGGUGUUGGCUGUUCUUGACCAAACUAACGUUAGAGACUAUUAUAUUCUGGCAUUUAUUAGUAAACUGCUGUUGACAGAGAUGCUGUAUUUUGUUUAUGUAUACGUGUGCUCUCGCUGAACUGUAAUAUAUGGUUUAAUGCUAGACUGCAGGGCUGGUGUGAGAAACUAAGUUUGAGAGACACACUGGUAUGAGUUUAGACACAUACAGUGGAUAUAAAAAGUCUACACACCCCUGUUAAAAUGCCAGGUUCUUGUGAUGUAAAAGAAUGAGACAAAGAUAAAUCAUGUCAGAACUUUUUCCACCUUUAAUGUGACCUAUAACGUGAACAAUUCAAUUGAAAUUUGAAAUCUUUGAGAAAAAAAAAAAAGAAAAAAGAAAACUCACAUUAACGUGGUUGCAUAAGUGUGCACACCCUUAAAGUAAUACUUUGUUGAAGCACCUUUUGAUUUAAUUACAGCACUCAGUCUUUUUGGGUAGGAGUCAGUUAGCAUGGCACAUCUUGACGUGGCAAUAUUUGCCCACUCUUCUUUGCAAAAGCGCUCCAAGUCUGUCAGAUUGGGAGGACAUCUCCUGUGUACAACCCUCUUCAGAUCACCCCACAGAUGUUCAAUUGGAUUCAGGUCUGGGCUCUGGCUGUGCCAUUCCAAAACGUUAAUCUUCUUCUGGUGAAGCCAUGCUUUUGUGGAUUUGGAUGUGUGCUUUGGGUCAUUGUCGUGCUGAAAGGUGAACUUCCUCUUCAUCUUCAGUUCAUAAUUCCCUCCACCCUGACUAAAGCCCCAGUUCCAGCUGAAGAAAAACAGGCCCAAAGCAUGAUGCUGCCACCACCAUCCUUCACUGUGGGUAUGGUGUUCUUUGGGUGAUGUGCAGUGUUGUUUUUGUGCCAAACAUACCUUUUGGAAUUAUGGCCAAAAUGUUCAACCUUUUUUUAUCAGACCAUAACACAUUUUCCCACGUGCUUUUGGGAGACUUGAUGUUUGUUUUUGCAAACUUUAGCUGGGCUUGGAUGUUUUUCUUUGUAAGAAAAGGCUUCCGUCUUGCCACCCUACACCAUAACUCAUUCAUAUGAAGAAUACGGGAGAUUGUGUACGCAUGUAGCACACAGCCAGUACUUGCCAGAAAUUCCUGCAGUUCCUUUAAUGUUGCUAUAGGCCUCUUGGAAUCCUCCCUGACCAGUUUUCUUCUCCUCUUUUCAUAAAUUUUGGAGGGACGUCCAGUUUUUGGUAAUGUCUCUGUUGUGCCAUAUUUUCUCCACUUGAUGCUGACUGUCUUCACUGUGUUCCAUGGUAUAUCUAAUGCUUUGGAAAUUCUUUUGUACCCUUCUCCUGACUGAUAUCUUUCAACAAUGAGAUCCCUCUGAUGCUUUGGAAGCUCUCUGUGGCUUUUGCUCUGAGAUGCAACUAAGAAAAUGUCAGGACUAGAACUGCUGAACUUUAUUUGUGAUUAAUUAGAGUCACUUUAAAUGAUGGCAGGUGUGUAAUGACUUCUAUUUAACAUGAGUUUGAAUGUGAUUGGUUAAUUCUGAACACAGCAACAUCCCCAGUUAUAAGAGGGUGUGCACACUUAUGCAACCAGGUUAUUGUGGUUAUUUUCAUUUUUCACUCACAAAUAUUUCAGUUUGUUUUUCAAUUGAAUUGUUCACAUUAUAGGUCACAUUAAAAGUGGAAAAAGUUCUGACAUGAUUUAUCUUUGUCUCAUUCUUUUACAUCACAAAAACCUGGCACUUUAACAGGGGUGUGUAGACUUUUUAUAUACGGCUGAUGUUAUAGCACAGAACCUCAGACGAGCUGUCAGUGUCCAAAAGAGAGUGAGGUCACUAUAUUAACAACAAGUUCUUCAGUUCUGUAAACACUGUGUGAAUUAAAUGUAAAUGCAUUUGUCAUUAAUUUAGUUUUUUUGGGAAAACUUGGUUGUAGAAUGUGGUUGUAAUAAUUGAACUGUGAAAAGUUAUGUCACUUUGUACAGAAUGUGCAAACGGCUUGUUCUGAGACAGUGUUUAUGAUUAAUGGGGAUUAAAAUAAAAAAGACUGAGUGGAUUUUUUUCAUUAUAGUGUGGUUGUGUGGUUGCGUAAUAGGUCCCCUUUAAUACCAGGGCUCCGUUCUUCGCACGAUAUCUGUAUUAAAUUGUUGACUAUUUGAUUUGAUUCUGUAUUGAUCCAUUCAUCAAGGAACAUCUCUGAGAUAAGUUACAUCUCGGAAUUGCCGACCUAGCAACAGGUCCAUAGACUGAAACCUGCUCUGAAGUAUGUUUAUUAAAUGUAAACAGGAUUAGAUUGCAGCUUUUUUUGUGUGGAAAUGAUACUAGAACUCUGUCCAAGUCACUGUCUUACGAGAGCUCCUUGGAGAAGGAGCAAUAAUUAUUUCAUAUAAAAAGAAUUGUUUUGAAAUAAUAUAAUAAUAUGAUAAUAGGCACAACUCAUUUUACUCAUUGAGAGUACUGCUUUAGUUGUGAGGGAGUAAUUUACAUUAGAAAUGUAUUGGAGCUUUAUUGGUCUGAGCAUGCAUUAAGUCUGCGUUGGCCUUGGUACUUUCUGCACUGUACAGCUCAAAAGAUGCAGAGAAGUUAGCAAGCUUUUUAAAAGAGAUUAUGCCAUUGCACAACUCUCAUCACUUUACAAAUAAAUUAUAAAAUGAAUCUCAGUACGUGACAUUUUCUUAAAUAAAAAAAUAAUAAUACCUGUAAAAAACAAAAAUACAGACAUAAUGCAAUUGGAAAUAAUGUACUGUAACCGUUACAGUUUUAUUUUUAGAACAUAAGUCAGGUAUUUCUCUUUAUGUUGGCCACAUUGUUGGUUUUACUUACUCUUGUAAGGUCCAAGAAUUAUUUGUAACCUUCUAAAAUUAAAUUUUUUUGAGGAAUCAAGUCUUAUUCACACCAAGUCUGUUUUUUCGGCGCAAACGUUCAUUCCAAACGUGCUUUUGGUUUGGAACAAUUGAUUCCUAUGGCGCUAUUCACACAGAGCCCUACAACUCAUCCGCCAACAAGUUUUUCAUGUUUUUUUAUGGAGAGCAGUCUGAUUUAUUAUUGGGUUUUUUUUCUGACUGCAAUGGAAACUGACUGACCAAUGAGAUUAGAGCUUUUUGUAAUUUUUCCAGAGUCACUACUGCUCCACACUCAUUUACCCCUUGGUGGCGCUACUCAACUGGCAAACACAGGUGCUGUGCUUUUUACUUGUCUCAAUUCAGUGCAAAUAUGCAGUCAAUUAAUAAAAUAGAAGCUGUAAACCCAUUCUUUCUUUUUUUAGAAUAUAUAUGUAUUGUGUUGAUACCUCAUAUUAUAUAAUACCUGAUGUUUUGUCUUAAUGCACAUUUUAUAUGUAUAUCACUGUGCCUGUUAUAGUAUCCAGACAUAAAAUAGCUGUGUGGUUCUGCAAAUCCUUUUGACUAGCUUUGACUAGAUCCCAUGAAAAGCGAUAUUUUACUAUGAGCGUCUACAAACAAAUUGCAGAACAUCACUGCUAUUUUUCUUGCCAGGAUAAUAUAACACAAAGUAUAACUGUGCCCUUUUUCUUUCCACGUGCAAGAAACCCUGAGUUAAAUACAAAUAUGCAAUAAACAAAUAAAGAAAAGGCAGUGAGCCUGUGUUUUCUUUUAUAUAAUUUUUAAUGUUUUGCAUUAUAUUUUCUAUACCUGUUUAUUCCACAUGUUUUUAAAUCAUUGUAACUUUUGUUUCAUUAUGUAGGCAUUAAAAAAAGAAAACCUUGGUUUGGGAAUCCAUUUGGAAUAUUCUCGUAGCAAAAUACAUAUACAUAUAAAAAGUAUUUAUAUUUACGCAACAUCGCUCUUGACUAACCUCUCUGGUAUAAAAAACUGAUUCUAUAUUCCUGAAAAUGCAGUAAAAACAUGGAGAAAACAUAAUUAAAAAGUUACUCCAAAUUAGUUAAAUAAAGGGAAACUAAAUAAAUAUGUUUGUAGAUUUUAUUUAUUACGGUCUUGGUGUGACUAGACCCUUCGUUGGCAGUUCGUCCCAAAAAUUAAUCCUGAAUUUGGUGUGAAUGGACUUUUAGUCUUAAAGAUUCUACAGUUUCGUUUGAGUAUUAUGACUGCAAUUUAUUUUAAAUAUGUGCAAAAUAAAUUUCUCAGAUAAGUUUAUAUUAAUAAAGUGAUUAAUUAUUACUUUUUAAAAAAUAAUAUGAUGUCACCACAUUGGUCUACUUUGUCACCAACCAAUCACUGCAUUGCUGAUCAUGGUUUUGAGUAGUGGUACUUGUGUCCGUCAGUUAACACAGGAAUGCACUGUUAUCUCGGACAACUCAAUCCAAAUAUUCUAAGCAAAUCUGCACUUGUGUUUGAAGAACAAAAUGAGCUACAGAGGAAUUGUAACAAUUAGAAAAAAUGGUAUGUGUCAUAUAAUCUCAGAUGUAUUAUGUGAUGUACGAAGAAUGGGCCCCUGGAGUAAAUAGGGCCUCAAAGGACGAGUCAUUCCAUAUUUAGCUAUAAUAUGAACAUGUUAAAGUGUUGUGUGGUUGUUGGCUUCUGACACUGGGUUGUGAGCCUGUGACCCUCUGGAAGAGACAGUGUGUGUUAGACAGAUGAAUUACAGGUGUGUUGUAUGUAGAUGUGAACACUCUCCUUUUCCUUAAAUGCUUACAUGCUUUACUCUCACAUUAGUAUUCAACAUUCUGUGCCAUAAUUGGUGUUUUAAACUAAAUGUCAGUGCAACAGUGUCUUAAAGAUAUUAUUAUUAUUUUAUUUUACUUAUUACAAUAGUUAAACAUAUAUUUGGUGUUGUAUUGGGUUGUGUGUGCUCUUUGUUUUCAGUUUUGUUUUUAUUUUAGAGGUUGGUUCAUCAUAACAGGGUAUCAAGCCUAAACCCUAAAUAGGCAACCUCAGGGUGACUAGGGCUGGUCAAUACACUGUAGCUAAAAAAAUAUAUAUACUGAUAUUUUUAAACUUUUUGACAAUAUUCAAAAUGUAUCUUGAUAAGUAUUUAUCUGUUCUAAAAUAGGUUAAAAGAGUGUGAGUGUUUUUUUCAAUCAGAUGAACCUCGUUAUGACCAAACAGAUGUUAAGUAGAUUCGAAAUGUACAGUAAAAAUCUAGUUUAAAAUAAUCAGAUUUGUUGCCACAUGCCAGAAAAUCAUUGCAACUAUAUUGCAAGUAUUUGCCUAGCCCUCAGUGUGACUGAAAAGCUAGUGAGAGUGAAGAAAAUCCCAUCUGCCUGUUAUGCAUCACAAACCAGUAGGUUACUAGUAGAAGCUGAAAUUAUGGACGGAACAGGGAACAUCAUUUUGAUAGCUGUUGUGAUAAAUGUACCUGCAUGAUUUCAACAAUCUUUCUAAAUAUAGUAUAUACUAACACAUUUGUGUAAUGAUUUACUUCAACACAUGAAGUAAAUAAUUAAAAAUGCAAAAUUGGUGUGCUACAUUAAGUUUAUUGUCAUUCUAGAGGACUAUACAGUGCA